Molecule: messenger RNA, 2469 nt
Organism: Rhodofomes roseus
Lineage: Eukaryota; Fungi; Basidiomycota; Agaricomycetes; Polyporales; Fomitopsidaceae
Exons: 1
Coding region: 1-2469 (822 amino acids)
Source: RefSeq, a predicted model, not a curated record
AUGGAGCGACGUGGCCGCUCCCGGGAUGUCUCCCCCAUCGCGCUCGCCCGCAAAGCGAACGAAGACGCGGUCCGAGCGCGAACAGCAGCGCUGACACAAUCACCAUCUAAUCCUCAUUAUCUCUCCCCACACGACGCGUCGUUGCCACCCAAGCCACGCAAACGCGCCACACCUCCCGACAACAUGGCCACCCCUGCACACCCAGUGGCAUCCUCCUCCCGUCUGCCACCCACAUCUUCCUCCCGUCCGCCACCCGCACCUUCAUCCUCGCUAUAUCCUCCUCUUGCUGAUCCCGCAGACUCGCCGCCUUCCCGAACCAACUCCUCCAGCACCGUCGCGUCGGUCUCGCCCGAACCCACCCCGCUUGGUCCGCUGACCCCUCCGGACUACAUUGAUCCGUUCUACAAACAUUAUUACCACUCACCUUCAGCCACAGUGGAUUACUUCGACCGCCCGCCCUCUCCACCUCGGUCCUUGAAGGACCAGAUGCAAGUCGCAUAUGCCCUCGACGACAUGCACUUGGCCAAGGUCCUCUACCUCAGACUCCAAGGCGUCGAGGUCACUGGCGACGACGACCCUCGCAUAGCUGCCGUCAAGGACGAGGACUUCUCCACGUCGUUUGUCCCGUGUGGCAAACUCGAGUUGGACGAGAAUGUGGCCCGUCGAUGUCGAGAAGAGGAGCGGAGGGAGCGGGAGAGAAGAAAGCGGGCGCAGCGGGAGGCGAGGCUACGCGCAUGCGAGCGUAUAUGGGAGGUCAACGCUGCAUGGUUGCGAGAGGAGAGUGCGAAGGUGGCGAGGCGGAAGGAAGAGCAGGCGUCGUGGAGAAAGCGACUGUCGAGGGAGGCUAGGGAACGCGAGCGUGAGCGUGAGAGGGAAGCGAGAGAGCGUGAGCUCGAGACGCUACGCCACACCAGACAGGUGCGGUUCAGCGCCCUGACACAGCGGCCAUUACUCGAUUACAGCACCCUGUCCCACGAGCGCUCCUCCCAGCGACCCUCACCAUCCCGCUCCCUCGAGGAGGACCCCCUGCAAUACUCGCUCAUGCCAUGCAACAUCUCCCACCAUUCCCCGCCUACCCCCCACAGCGUCUCUCCUCCCGAUCACAACUCUCUUACCCUCCAGCGCCUUCAGCACGAGUUUGCGCUGAGUCUCAGCCGCACGGUGCGUUUCGCCGAGGUUGUGGCCAGCAUGCACGGUCCGCUGUUCCCGAAGGACGAUGCCCCGACCCAUCGAUCGCAGGCUCGCAUGAGCCGAUCUCAGCGGGAGCUCUUCGACAGCCUGUUCGACUCGGAUGACCGCGAGGACGAGCGCGCGCUCGCCAAGGGGAAGGCACGAGAAGGUCCGAGGGCGAAGCGGGCAAGCAUGCAGGCUGAAGCCAUUGGGCGGGGAUGCGUCGCAUGCUCAUUGGGCACGCGAUCUUCAUCGUCCGUCCCUGGAACCGGGUCGGCGAUCUCCUCAUCUGCAUCGACCAUCACCCGGUCCAACUCUUGGUUCUCCUUCGGUAGCCGUAGUUCAGUGUCCACCGCUCUAACGACGCCUUCCUCCUCCCUGCUCUCCUUCAAGUCCCCCUCCCAAUCGUUAUCGCCUAUCUUGCCGUCCUCUGUCCUCCACACGGAGCCGGAGUCGAUUAGACACUGCUGCCAUCGCGCCCUUGAGCGGGUCCCUACGUCCGACGACCCAUUGCGCCCGGCUGCCUCUGCCUCUGCGAACCACCAGAGGGAAGCAGGGGAUGCCACACCCAGCCGUGGCCGUGCUCGCACACGAGGCUCCGGCCGGCUUGCUUCCAUACCGGAGUUGCAGUUGGUAGAAGACGGGCUGGUGAAGCGAGUAGGCCGCUCAGUCUCGACGCUCAUGGACAUGGCGGCGCAGUUCCAAAGGGCAUACGUGAAGGCCACGCUGUUCAGCGUGGGCACCGACUUCUCUCGGUCCCGCUCUGACUCCCGCGGCAGCUCCGGCUCCCGCUCGCCUCCCCGCUCUCCCUGGCGGACCCGGCGAGCCUCUGCACCUCCGCUCAUCACCACGCGGCCUGGCAAGCUGCGCCCAGAGGGCUACCGCGCACUCGUCUUCGACGUGACCGUCCUGCUCGGUGCCGCGGCGGACGACGAGCUCUCGGGCGCGCCGCACCCGACGCGCACGCUCAUCCCGCUUGCGCUGCGCCUCCCCGGCGCCGAGGGGAGCCCGUGCCACGGCCGCGUCUUCCCCGCGCCCGCGCAGCCCCCGCGCUCGCCGUUCCGCGCGGCGUCGCCGCAGCCCGGGACACCGAGUCACCCGCGGCUGCGCCCCGUCGCGAAUCCUGUGCUGCUCCGCCUGCAGGCGCUGCAGAAUAUCUGCGCGGUGCGCGCGCUCACGUGGGAGGGCCGCCCGCACGAGGGGCGCAUGUGCGCGGGCAAGGAGAAGCUCGUCGGCAUUGCGUGGGAGGGCAUCGGGCGGAGCAGCCUCGGGUGGGAGGUGACCGCGGUGGUGUGUUAA